Molecule: messenger RNA, 3118 nt
Organism: Dicentrarchus labrax (European seabass)
Lineage: Eukaryota; Metazoa; Chordata; Actinopteri; Moronidae
Product: type I phosphatidylinositol 4,5-bisphosphate 4-phosphatase-A
Exons: 7
Coding region: 218-1012 (264 amino acids)
Biological process (GO): phosphatidylinositol dephosphorylation
Cellular component (GO): lysosomal membrane; late endosome membrane; plasma membrane
Molecular function (GO): phosphatidylinositol-4,5-bisphosphate 4-phosphatase activity
Source: RefSeq, a predicted model, not a curated record
AUGUUUUUGUUACUCCGCUUCCGCCUUCCAGCGUUCUCGCCGUGUCAUGUGGACGUCAACCACCCCCGACUGACAGGCUUCUUCUUCUGGGGGGGAAUUGAAAUCAGCUCAGCGACUCCUCCAGGAAACCUCCACCGGGGAUCUGAAGGACUCUCCCCCCCCGCGGCACAGACUCUCCUCCACGGCGUUUCGGAAGGCCGGAGCCCCGCGGAGAGCGAUGGCGGACGGGGAACGGUCGCCGCUGCUGUCCGAGCAGCACGACGGGACCACCGGCUUCUCUCCUCCGGGGGGCAGCUCCCGAGGAUACCCGUCCAAACCGCAGAGUUUGGUGCCGUUCCCCAGCUCGGUGGUCCAAGGCGAGCCUCCGCCCCCUUACUCGCCGCAGGGCAGCCCGGACAGCGGCAGCGCUCCGGUCAUCAGCUGCCGGGUCUGCCAGAGCUCCAUAUCCGUGGAGGGCAAAACGCACCAGCACGUGGUGAAGUGCAACAUCUGCAACGAAGCUACGCCAAUAAAGAACGCUCCUGUCGGAAAGAAGUAUGUCCGCUGUCCGUGCAACUGUCUGCUGAUUUGCAAAGUCACGUCGCAGAGGAUCGCCUGUCCAAGACCGUACUGUAAACGCGUCAUCAACCUGGGCCCAGUUCACAUCGGCAGGGACAGUCCUGAACCACAGCAUCAGCCCGUUGGCAUCCGGAUCAUCUGCGGACACUGCUCCAAUACAUUCCUGUGGACGGAGUUUUCAGACAGGACCUUGGCCCGAUGUCCACACUGCAGAAAAGUCUCUUCUAUUGGUCGGCGGUACCCCAGGAGGAGGAGCCUGCUGUGCUUCCUGCUGUUCGUCGUCCUCGUCGCCUCCACUGCCGGACUCGUGGUCGGCACGUGGAAACCCGCCCAGAACUCUAAAGGGAUCUACGUUUCGUGGGUGCUGCUGAUCCUGCUCGCCCUGUUCACCAUGGCGAGAACCAUCUACUGGAGGUGUCUGAAAAUCAGCGACCCCAUAUCCAACAUCACGUAGACACAGGGAAGGAGAGAGAAAGGGGGAGGGGGGGGGAGGAAAGGGAGGAAGGAGGGUGAGAGGGCUAGAGGAUGAGGAUGAAGGAAUCCGUGAGUCCCCGUUACUAAAUUUCACAGAGAAAGUGAACAAAAGCUGCCGAAGAGUGAAGACAAAGAGAGAUUAGUAGGUGUAUUUGAGAUAUUAAAAAUAAAACUCCAUGUUAAAUUAGAUUUAUCAUAAAUAUGAGCUGCCAGUUUGUCAAAGACAUGGAGUUUAUUCUCCAGUGUCUUCAAUUCACCAUCACGCAUCAGGGUUAGGUUUUUUUUUACACGUUUUGAUGAAUGGAUAAAACUAAAAGUGUGUUUGAGAUAAAGACCGGCUGAACAAAAGAGAGCAAGAAAAACUUGAAAUAUUAGUUUCUGCCCCCGUAGAUUUCUUCUAAGUUGGACUAACAUGUUGUUUCGAAGCCUGAUGGUGCUAUUUUUCAAUUAGAGCUGCCAGCAGCUGUUAUGUUCACAACAAUAUCUUUUAAAAGGGUACAUUUAACAUUUUUGUGCCCCAGAAUUAUAAGGAUUCAUUGUUUCCUCAAGAGAAAUAAAAAAAAAAGUAACAAGAUUCAGGUAAACUGUUUUAUCAGAGGAGCCUUGGUUUGUUUUGAGGGAUGAACGCAGUGCAGGAGGUGUUUUAGUUGGCGUUUAAGUUGUGUACUCAUACCAAAUGGGAGCAAAACAAUAAUGAAUCCUAAUCAAACUGUUGGAGGGACGAAACAAGCUUAUUUUUGUUUUUUUUUAAAUGAAAUUCAUUUCAACCUUUGACUCUUCAUUCUCUGUCACUUCUUAUUCUCUCUGUAAAUCCAGACUGAAGAGGGUUUGUUCCAAACUCAAGUGAAUCCCACGUUACUGCUUUCAAAAUGAGAAUUAAAAGAUAAAAUAAAUGACACUGAAGACAAUGAAGAUAGAUACCUCUCUUACGUCUGUAAUAGUAAAUUUGCUGCCACAGCUAUUAGCUCCAUAGUUAAUGCACAGUCCUGAGAGUGGUAUCGAUCUUCUCAUCAAACUCUUGGCAAUAAAGUGAAUAAGUGUAUUUCCCAAACUAUUCUUUUAACAGAUACUUCAGCGAUUACAUUCAAAUUGAAGCUGAUUUGUUUAAGAAAUCUCUUCAGUCAGUCAGUUUUUUUUGGGAUCACCAUAUGAACAAACCACAGAGUACCGAAAACAUCUCAAUAACCACAUAAACUCAAAGUGCACAUAUCAUUUAAAUACAGUUUUAUGUUUCAAGGAAUCACAUAUGCGUUUUGUUUUUGGGGGCAUUGCUCAUUAAAUGGAAAGAUUAUUAGGGUUAAGUGCUUGAAUUAACUGCUGUAAAUGUUUUAUUCACGCAGGAGGGCUUUCUUACAUCCUGAGGAGUGUUUAUGUGUGAUUAAAAUGUGCUAUUUUCACAAUAUUUAAAACAUGCUUGUGGUAAAAAAAAAGCAGAGACGAUAGACGGGCAUUAGUUCAGAGUAAGUGGCAUCAUUUUCUUUAUAUUUUUUUGAAAGUUAGUCUAGUAUGUCAGCGUUCAGAUCAUCUCACACAGGGAUUUAGGGGCAUUCACUUUAAUUUACCUAUGUGUUUUUCAUAUCAAAGAUACUUAAAAGUUCUAGGCUGACAAAAUGAUAAUUCAACAUAUAACAUACUUCAGAAGUAAACUCUUCAUAUUCCGCUAAAUGCUUUUAAACUGAAACCUGCAAGUUUUACCUGUUUGAGUCACUGAUACAAACCACUUGAAGCACACACAGGGAUUGGUUUAUUUAUUUAUCUUCUCUCUUUUUAAAUCACAUCCGUCUUAUUUGAAUCAAACUGAAACGAGCUGACACGCUACUAAAACCUGUUCGUGUCUCGUUCUCUGUUAAAGUGUAAAUAUAUAUUCAGUGGAUGUUGAUUAUUUUUGGUCUGUACAGAAUUAUCAGAGCUGUUGCUUCCCUUGUGGCUGAUUAAUGUAAGUACCCGCUGACUGUGAAACAUGUUGCACUACAUUGUACUGAUGUACUACUACUGUAUGUUUUUGUCAAUAUUAUUCCGGUGGAUGGAUUGUUUUUUUGGUUUUUUUUUGUAUAAUGUGAAGCAAAGUAAUACUUUUAACAAGGUC